AUUCCGUGUUUUGGAGCCAUUGAUAUUUACAAAAUAAUAAUUUGAAAACAAACCGUUCAACAUGGUGCGCCGGCGUGUAGACGAGCCCAACAUGAGCGACAACCUGCUACUGGUGAAGGUGGAAGACUUAAUCAACAUGGCCAUGGGGCCGGCUGAUAAAAACGUAGUCAAUUUUAAACUAGUGCAAAUGGUGCUGCAUAUCCUAGCGAGGAAUUUACGUAUGCUCGAAACUCAAGUGGAGAUUAGAAUAAGCGAAGCGGACGAGCUAAGAGAGCACAAGAGGGAAGAAGAGUCGACAGAGAGCUCUAAGAGUCCCGGCUCGUCGGCGCGCGGGAGGGUUCACAUGGAGGGGAUUGAGGAACACGAGGAACAUGGGGGGAAGAAGGAUAAACAUAGACACAAGGCAGGAAGAGAAUCUUCCAAAGAUAAGGAAGAGAGAGCGGCUUCCAAGGAAAGGGAAAAGUCUGCAAAAGAACAUGAAAAAGCUGACAAAGCCGCCGCUAAGGAACGUGAGAAGGCAGAAAAAAAGGAACAGAAAGAAAAAGAAAAGGCCGAAAAAGCUGCAGCGAAGGCGGAACGGGACGCCGCAAAAGGGACGAAAGAAAAGGGAAGAGGCCGUAAAGGAUCUGGAACAAGUAUUGCUAUAUCAGAACAAGAACGACACAAGGAAAAAGUAUUAGUCGUUGAAAAAGGCCCCACAACAAGAACGGAUUCACACACUCGAGUGGGCAGUAUCGAGGUGGUGACCGUCUCUCAGUUCGAGCUGCUGGAGUCGGCCGUGAAUCAUCUGAAGACGUUGACCGGUCCGCUGCCGUCGCCCGAGUUCCCCGACAACAAGAAGCUGAUGGAAGACAUCGCCAACGGCACGGCUUCCCUCACUGAUAUCAUGCAAGCAAUGCAGGUGACAGCGCGAAUUAAGGCAGCUGAACAGGCGAUCGGGCGCAUGGCUGAUCUGCUCACGCAACUAGCAGCCGCGGGGGCCAUACCUGAGGAGCUGGUGGAAAUGGUGGAGGAAGUGAGGGCCGAGGUCGAUGAGGUCGCAGCGGCGGCAGGGAUGGAAGGCGAAGAGGGCGAGGAAAUGUCGAUGAGAUCCCGACCGUCUGCUGGUCGAAAAUCGGUCGCGAUAGAGGCGAUGUCGUCUCGUUCGACGGCCAGACGUGACAUAGACGCAGGCUCUGUGAAGCACGCUGGCUCCGAAACAUCCUCGGCUUCCAAGAUGGUUCCCAUGCCGCCAGUGUCACACAGGGAAAUGGACGACGCCCUUCAUGCUCUGAAAGAAGAUCUGAGCAAGGCAAUAACUUUAAUGACCGGGAAAGCCACUACUGCUGCAGAAAACGCUUCCACUACCGCCAGAGGAGUUGCUGAGAAGUUAGAUGUGGCAGUGAAGUUAAACUCGCGGAUCUCCACACUGUACUCCCUUGUCAAUGAUUAUGCUGAUCAGUUAAAUGGAUUCGACACUGGACUAACCACUCAGAUGACAGGCUUUAAAGACCAGAUGAGUCAGAUGAGGAGCGAACUGAAGGCUGGUAUGGCGCAGCUCAGUCAGGCCGGAGGGAAUUCUGAGACUGCUGCUGUGAUGGAGCUGACGGAGAGGUACGACCUGCUGGUGGUGGAGCUGGACGCUGUCCUACACGAACACCAGGCGCUCUCGUCGUUCCAGAAACAGCUCGGCGACGAAUUGCACAGUCUGGUGGAGUGCGUGGAAAUGUUGCGCGAGCAGAAAGCCGAUCGUGAUGAAGUACAGGACGGGCUGAGAGAUAAGGCGGACAUCUCCCGGCUGGCGGGUCUGCUGACGGAGAAGGUGUUCGCGUCGUCCCGCGGCGAGCUGGAGCGCCGCCUCGAGCUCUGCCACGACAAGUUCAGGAAGCAGGAGCUCGUCUGGAUGGGUGCCAUUAAGGACCUGAUGCAAAUCACGGAGAGCAAGGCGGAGCUGAUGCAGCUGAUGGCGGCGCGGGACGACGCCCAGCUGCAGCUCCGGGACUUGCACCACAAGCUGCACCGCCUCGCCGACAUACUCGGGGAGCCCACCGCGGCAAUGCUCACCCGCAAACUAGCCCGUGACGCGACUUGCGGCGCGUGCAUGGUGCCGGCGCUGAUGUCCCCGUGGGACGCGAACUACGGCUCUCCUCCCCCCCUCCCGGCCUUGAGGCCGCGGCCCACGGGAGCCGAGCAGGAACCAGAGGAGCCAUGUCUCCGGGACUUCGAACCACCUCCGCCGCCUGACGCUAAGGCUCACACUUGUCUGCGCUGGGUGGGUGGAUCCCACACGCUGGUCUCGGAGAUGGUGACCAAGGAGAAGGCGCCGCCGAUGGACCUCCAGGGACAUCCCACCAAGCGAUACACUGGAUACGGUUCAGACGGACGACUGUAUAUGUUAGAAGAAGAGCUACAGCCUUGCGUGGAAUGUAAUAUCAUAUUUGAAGCUCCGAAACCUGAAGGUGUCGGUGACGUGACUAAAGAUGGCGCUGGCGAUCGAGGAGCUACCCUAAUUGCGCCAGAUAAAAAAUAAUUUGUGUGUACAAUAAUGUUUCCUUUUAUGAAGGAUAGAGGUACGAGAACCUACAUUAGAAAUUGCAAUCAAUUGCCUCUAAAUUUCUAAAAUAUUGUUUGUUUUCGACAAUGAUUUAUAUAGUGUUACAAAAUCUUAAAUAAAACCAUUUUGUUAUA
Messenger RNA from Manduca sexta (tobacco hornworm), 2667 nucleotides. Its product is annotated as plectin. NCBI's taxonomy places the organism in Eukaryota, Metazoa, Arthropoda, Insecta, Lepidoptera, Sphingidae. The record is from RefSeq and is a predicted model, not a curated record. The coding region runs from base 62 to 2509 and encodes 815 amino acids. The transcript is spliced from 20 exons.